AUGGAGGAAGGUCUGCAAGGGGCUGGACAGGAUGAAGAGGCUGCCCUGGGCCAGCAGCAGCUGGUUGACGCCCCAGCCCGGGGCCCCAAAGGACAGAUGCCCCUGCAGAGGACAGUUACUGGGCCGGCAGCCCCGAGGAAGACGUCCCCAGCAGCGGACGAGGACCGCACGGCACCGCCGUUUGGCGUUCGGCCGAAGCCCGAGGCCUGCAGCACCUCGGGCUAUGUGGAACGGUGCCCACGCUGGGAGCUGAUGUUCCAGUGGGUCCCCACUGCCCGGACUGCCGCCCUGUGGACGAAGCUUCCAGAACAUGAACUCAGACAGAUUCAGACCAGAGCGGCCAGGUCAUUUUCUGACCGCUUGUAUGAUGACUUUGACCAGUUUGAUAAGCCUGGUGCAGAGCGGUCCUGGAGAAGAAGAGCUGCUGAUGAGGAUUGGGACAGUGAACUUGAAGAUGACUUACUUGGAGAAGAUUUGCUGUCUGGCAAAAAGAAUCAGUCGGAUUUGUCAGAUGAAGAGCUGAAUGAUGAUCUUUUACAGAGUGAUAAUGAAGAUGAGGAAAAUUUCAGUUCUCAAGGUGUCACAAUUAGUCUCAAUGCCACCUCUGGCAUGGUUACAUCGUUUGAGCUGUCUGACAACACAAAUGACCAAUCUGGAGAACAAGAGUCUGAGUACGAACAAGGAGAGGAUGAAGUAGCCUACCACAAACCUGACGGACGAGAAUUGUAUACUCAGGAAUACACAGAGGUAGGACAGUAUGAAGGCCACGGUACAGAAUUAACAGAAGACCAAAUAGAAUAUGGGGAAGAGCCGGAGGAGGAGCAGCUGUACAGUGAUGAAGUGCUGGACAUCGAAAUCAAUGAACCUUUAGAUGAAUUUACAGAUGAAGAAUACUUGCAGGCUUAUGGUGGGCACCAAAGGCUGCGAGCACAGGAAGACUGUGCGGCUGAAGAUGACUUAGAUGAGAUUACUGAUUCCCAGGUUGCUCCUGAGACCCACGAGGGAGGUAUGGAAACCCUGGAACUGCAGAAGGAUAUUAAAGAAGAGUCAGAUGAAGAAGAUGAUGAUGAUGAAGAAUCUGGUCGAUUACGUUUUAAAACUGAAAGAAAAGAAGGAACAAUUAUUAGGCUCUCAGAUGUAACUAGAGAGAGGAGGAACAUUCCAGAAACUUUGGAGCUUUCAGCAGAAGCCAAAGCUGCGUUGCUUGAAUUUGAAGAAAGAGAGAGACAGCAUAAACAAGGACGCUAUGGUUCCCGGCGAGGAGGAAGACGAGGAGGCUCUCUGAUGGGCCGUGGAGUGGGAGACCAGAGGCGAGAGAGCAAUGAGAGGGGAAGGAUGAAAGACCACAGGCCAGCCCUGCUUCCUACGCAGCCCCCUGUCCUGGCUCACUCUCCGAGGCUAAUCCCUCCUCCACAGCCACCCCCACCCCCGCCCCCACCCCCACCCCAGCAGCAGCCAAUCAGAAGUCUGUUCCAGCAGCAGCAGCUCCAGCCCCUGCUCCCCCUGCAGCACCCCCACCACCCCUCCCCGCCACAGGGCGUUCACAUGCCCCCGCCAAUGGAGGCUCCGAGGAUGAUGCUUGCCCCACCCCCCGUGACCCCGCAGCAGCCCAAGAACAUCCACAUCAACCCGCACUUCAAAGGCACCGUGGUGACCCCUGUUCAAGUGCCCUUGCUGCCAGUUCCGAGCCAGCCGAGGCCUGCUGUGGGACCACAGAGAUUCCCAGGCCCCCCAGAAUUUCCACAGCACACACCUGGACCUGUGCCCAACAGUUUCAGCCAGCCCCCCCGACUUCCUCUGCAGGACCAGUGGAGAGCCCCACCCCCACCCCAGGAUCGAGACCCUUUCUUCUUGGGAGUUUCAGGUGAACCGAGGUUCCCCAGUCAUCUUUUCUUGGAACAGCGAAGUCCUCCUCCACCGCCGCCUCCUCCCACACUACUGAACAGCAGCCACCCUGUUCCUGCUCAGAACCCCUUACCGUUCACUCAGCCGGGACCAGCAUUCAAUCAGCAAGGACAGCAGCCAGUGUUCCCGAGAGAAAGGCCCGUAAGGCCAGCCUUGCAGCCCCCAGGUCCAGUGGGGAUCCUGCACUUUAGCCAGCCAGGGUCAGCAGCCUCUCGGCCUUUCAUUCCUCCUAGACAGCCGUUUCUGCCCAGCCCUGGACAGCCCUUCCUGCCCUCACAUGCGCAGCCCAGCCUGCAGGGGCCUCUGCACCCUCCAUUGCCACCUCCUCAUCAGCCGCAGCCCCAGCAGCCCCAGCAGCAUCAACACCAGCCUCCACACCAGCCCCCGCUGCAGCCGCCACACCAGCCCCCUCCACCGCACCAGCCACCUCCGACGCACCAGCCUCCUCCACAGCACCACCACCACCUCUCUGCUCCCCCGCCUCCCUUGAUGCCCAUGUCUCAGCCGCAGUUCCGGCCGCAUGUGCAGACUGCCCAGCCUCAGCCCAACAGCAGUCGGAUGCAGUGUGCCCCACGCCAGGGCCCGCGCCACAAUGCAGCCUCUCAGAAUGUAACCAAACGGCCCAUGCAGCAGAUGCAGCCCACAGCUCCCAGAAACAGUAAUUUGCGCGAAUUACCCAUAGCACCAUCGCACGUUAUGGAAAUGAGCAGCAGUCGGUGCUCCUCCACGCCUGCGGCUCAGGUGAAGCCCAUGGUCAGCACAUCCCCACCCUCCCGGGCCUCCGUGACCUCCAGGAGCUCACAGGGAAAGACGGAAGCCAAGGUCAAGCCUAUUAGCCCUGGGGCUCAACCAAAGGAAGAAGCAAAAGCAGAACCCGAGUUUCCUGAUGAAGAUGAAGAAACAAGGUUAUAUCGCUUAAAGAUAGAAGAGCAGAAGCGCCUGAGAGAAGAAAUCUUGAAACAGAAGGAGCUACGACGGCAGCAGCAGGCUGGUGCCAGGAAGAAGGAGCUGCUGCAGAGACUUGCACAGCAGCAGCAGCAGCAGCAGCAGCAGCAGCAACUGUAUGCUCCACAGGCUCCCGUGGAGCAAGAGGAGCAGGCGGCCGCACCCUCACCCACCAAUGGUAACCCCCUGCUGCCUUUUCCAGGUGCCCAGGGCAGGCAGAAUGUGAAAACUAGACUUCUUGUUAAAAACCAAGAUGUUACUAUUGCAAAUGUUCAGCCGAAGACAUCAGACUUUGCCCCAUGUGGUGCUAAUGUGCAGUAUCCAGGACAGCAGAUGAAACCACUGAAGCAGUUGAGGCCUGCUAGAACAGUACCUCAGAGUCAGGCCCAGUCGCCGCACAGAGUACUCCAGAUCAAACCUGUGGACGUGGAGGAGCAGCUCCCCCAACAGGUGCCCCGAGCAACACCCCUCCAAGGCCGGCCACAGGACAUGAAGCCAGGUGUGAAGAGGACUGUCAUGCACAGGGCCGGUGGCGGUGGUGGAGAUGGACCGCAUGUCAGCUCCAAAGUCAGGGUGAUCACGUUGUCAGGGGGGCAGGGAGGAGAGAGCGAUGGCUUUUUCCAUCCCGAGACCCAGGCCCAGCGGCUUCCUCAGCCUUCGGAAGUGAGACCGCAGCCCGCCCGCAAGGUGACGCUGACUAAGGGACCCCCCCAGCCACCCCCGCACCUGCCAGCGGGGCCGCACACGCACUCAGCUGUUCCUCCUGGGAUCAAAAGCAUCCAAGGCAUUCACCCGGCCAAGAAGGCUGUUAUGCAUGGACGGGGCCGAGGACUGGCAGGCCCCCUGUGCCGGGGGCGCCUGAUGCCCAAUAAGCAGAACCUGCGGGUGGUGGAGUGCAAGCCGCAGCCCUGUGUGGUGUCCGUGGAGGGCUUGUCUUCAUCUACCACUGAUGCCCAGCUGAAGAGCCUGCUGAUGUCCGUGGGGCCCAUCCAGAGUUUACAGAUGCUUCCCCAGCAGCGGAAAGCCAUCGCAAAGUUCAAGGAGCCAGCCCAUGCGCUAGCAUUUCAGCAAAAGUUCCACAGGCACAUGGUCGACUUGUCUCACAUUAACGUGGCCCUGAUUGUAGAGUGAUUUCCCCAGUCGGGCCUCACACUGCACACACUGUGGAAUUUCCUCCAGGAGGCUGCUGGCCAGCGGGACCCAAGGAGCACAAGUCUCCAGUGCCCAGCCGGCUAACUGUUGUUCGGGACACCAGCCAGCCACAGGGUCAUUCCAGAAGAUCUGAACUGUGGGGAUGUGAUGAGCCAAGUCUGGUGUUAGGUUGCUUCCAGUUCUGUUGUCAGAACUCCAGUCCUCCUUUUCUUUUGUUUUCCAAGUGCUUACAGUGCAUGUAGACCCUGUUCUUGGUGACCUCCUGUGUGAUCGGCCACAGCAACUUAGGUUCAGGAAAGAACGUCACUGGCACAUGUUUUGAGUGGUUUCCAUAGCAAAGAAUACUUGAUAAUGGUUGCACUUAUCUUCAGUGCAGGCUAGAGCAGAGCGUUGUACCAGGCUUAACUGGAGCUGGUUGCUCAGAAAGCCCUGAAAGGCUCUGCUAAAAACGUAAGAUAAAUUUGGGUGAUUUUGGAUUGGUGUGGGCACGCCCUGGAAAGCAUGGUGUGAGUGGGCGUUGGGGGGGCGCCAUGGAAGUGGAAGUGGCCAUUCUGCUUCUUGUAAAUGUCUCCCACACGCCAGCAGCGCCUUCCAGAGUCCCAGGUGAGCACUCGCAGACAAACCCGGUGCCGCUGGGCCCAGGGCCCUGCACCCCGGACGGGACAGCUCUGCCGCCUCCGGGCGGGCCUCUCGAGGCCCGGCAGCCUGCCUUGCCCAGUUGAGGUGCAUUUGGAGGGCGGCAGAUCUACUUUGAGUUUUCUUUUAAAGGCAGCCCUGGGUGGCGUGUCUGUGUUGCCCGCCGGGUGAUGUGCACAGUCACGGUCACUGCUUUUUUUUUUUUAAACCUUUGUUU
Messenger RNA from Dipodomys ordii (Ord's kangaroo rat), 4855 nucleotides. It is a transcript of the gene Rbm33, whose product is annotated as RNA binding motif protein 33. Gene Ontology annotation, molecular function: RNA binding. Bases 1 to 3981 code for a protein of 1326 amino acids. The record is from RefSeq and is a predicted model, not a curated record. NCBI's taxonomy places the organism in Eukaryota, Metazoa, Chordata, Mammalia, Rodentia, Heteromyidae. The transcript has 20 exons.